Ostrinia nubilalis (European corn borer) is the source of this 3683-nucleotide messenger RNA. RefSeq names its product UNC93-like protein. Gene Ontology annotation, cellular component: plasma membrane; striated muscle dense body. The coding region runs from base 1583 to 3010 and encodes 475 amino acids. Gene Ontology annotation, biological process: regulation of muscle contraction; regulation of potassium ion transport. Gene Ontology annotation, molecular function: potassium channel regulator activity. The record is from RefSeq and is a predicted model, not a curated record. Lineage: Eukaryota; Metazoa; Arthropoda; Insecta; Lepidoptera; Crambidae. The transcript is spliced from 11 exons.
UUCUGCCCCCCUAGACAAAACUCACUUUUUGAUCGAAUCGAAAAUCGAAUCCGUCAAAUUCCAUACAAAAAAGGGGCUUUUCGACCACUUUUCGACUGGUUUGCGAUUAUUAUUGCACUUUGUCUAGACCCACAGAUUUGUAUGCUCUGUCACGUCACGUCAUUAAUGUCAAUGUCACCUCUCCCGUGCGGCUUAACUCGGGCACAGACUGAGUAAGCGCUAAAUCUACAGUAGUUUAUUGAUGUAAAUAAAAAAUACGUAAAAAAUAUGGCAGUCAGAUUAAGUACUAUUCUGUGAUUUUGUUGAUGUUAACAUAAUUUAGGAUAUCAUUAUAAUAAUUAGUUAAUUAUAGAUAACUAGUUCGCUAAUGCAUUAUGUCUAUGUAAAAGUAUCGGAUGUUUUAUUCAAAUGUCAAACGCUGACCAUGAGACAAAUAUAAAACUUGCAAAGAAUGUUUGAUUCCCUAAUUCUAAAUAUUUGUUGUGCUGUGCCAUUUUCGUUGUUGAUACGCAAUAUAACAGCUCUAUGUGACAAAAGACGCUACAUUUUGUAUGAUAUUAUCGUUUAUUUGUAUACUGUACUUUGAUUGAGUCCCUUAUUUUGACAAUACGGCGUAUUGGAAGGUACGCAAUUUUAUGUUAUUUACCUAAAUCAAGCAAGGACUAAUAACUACAUAGUUAUUGUAAAUAUGUACCUACCUACCUACGUAUUAGUGAUAUGAAGAUAAAUUCUUAUAAAAAAAAAGUUUAUAGUAAUAAGAAUAGAUACUGCUUUUAAUUUGCAUUAUGUUAAAAAAAUGCUAGAGUACCUUACCCAUAUACGACACAUAUUGGAGGUAAGAAUAAGAAUUAGAAUAAGAAUGUCUUUGAAAGAAGAAUACGGUAAAGUCAUUCACAUGAUUUUUGUUAGGAAAAAGAAAUAAAAGAGACAUUUUCGGAGCCCAUUGAGAGGGAAGAUAGAGAUAUCUAAAUUAUUCUGACUUAAUUACCACUAAUUAUUACUUGUGUUAAAAAUAAACAUUUCUUAUACAUAUUGUAUUCUUUGAAUUUCUGAAAUUUCGUUUUUCAACUUUGGACUAGACUACUGAUGAAAUUACCUAAAUUCUUUGUGACAUAAGUCAAGACCAAACAUUCGUAAAAAAAAAACUCAUUCAUCACAUUCGUCUUGAAAAAUUGGUUCCAAAAAUGGUCAUAAAUUCAAGGUCUGGGUAAUCGUCAAGGUGUGUUACAGAUAUUGCACGUUGUAAGGAAAACGUGAGACGAAGUCGUUCAGUUGUUAACAUACGUUCGGACGCGGCGUGUGCGCAUCGCUGACGUCUGAAAACGUGCAUGUGCGGAAAAUAGGCGCGUUUAGGCUAUUUCAAGCCUUAUUUUGGACAGUAAGUUGUUGAUAUUUCGAUCCUGUUGCAAUUGCAAUAGAAACAUAAUUUGAUUGGAUAUAAAAACUUGGAAAUAAAAGAUAUCGCAUAAUCUAAGUGAAGAAUAGUGUACACAAGUGAAUACUUUUCCUUUAACUACGUAAACAAAUAAUGUCGAAGUAGGUACCUACAUAAAAUACCAGACAAGUUGUAGAGUAGGUGAUAAUGACGAACAAAGACAACAAACCAAGGGAGUUCGGGCCACAGGAGAAAUGGAGGAUCCUCAAGAAUGUGCUGCUCAUCAGUUUCGCUUUUAUGGCCGAAUUCACAGCAUACAGUGGUGCAGCCAACUUACAAAGUUCCAUCAACUCCCAAGCUGGUCUUGGUACGGCGUCUCUGACUGCCGUAUAUGCUGGCCUCAUCUUCUCUACUAUAUUCUUACCAGUUAUGGUUAUAAAAUGGCUUGGUCCAAAAUGGGCGAUUUCAUUAUCGUUCGUUACGUACAUGCCCUACAUUGCUGCCCAGAUGUACCCCAGUUUCUGGACCCUGAUUCCUGCCGCCCUCCUUUUGGGGUUAGGGGGAGGACCGCUCUGGUGUUCUAAGUGCACUUAUUUGUCCAUGAUUGCUGAAGCACACAGCAAAAUCUCAAAUAUAUCUGCAGAAGCGUUGUUGACGCGUUACCUCGGACUUUUCUUUAUGAUAUACCAAAUGAGCCAAGUAUGGGGAAACCUUAUUUCAUCUCUGGUGCUGACAGCUGGCGACAAUGAAGCAGCAGUGACAGCGGUGAACGCCAGCAUGAUCCCGGAGGUGUGCGGCGCCAACUUUCUUCCAGCAGCUGAUGCGGGCCACGCCUUCCGUCAGCAACCACCGGAAAGGAUACAGAUGAUGAUCGGUAUUUACUUGGCGUGCAUGGCUGGUGCUGCGAUCACUGUCGCUGUAGGAGUAGAUUCUAUGAAAAGGUAUGACACAGGUCGGUCAUCAGCGAGUAAGAGUUUGUCCGGGAUGUCGCUGCUGGUGGUAACGGCUAAGCUGCUGGUGGAACCCAACCAGUUACUGUUGGUCCUCCUCAACACAUUUGUUGGCUUCCAGCUGGCGUUUUUCACUGCGGAUUUUACUGCGGCGUUCGUCUCGUGUGCUGUUGGUACCGGGAUCGUGGGCUUCGUGACUAUGACACUGGGACUGGCGAAUGCCAUUAGCUGUGCUGUCACUGGAUACAUUGCAAAGAUCACAGGACGUGUCCCACUGAUAUGCUGUGCUACACUGGUCCACACUGCGAUCUUCGUCACCUUCCUAGCUUGGAAGCCUCAGGAGGGCCAGAGCUAUAUUCUCUUCAUCAUUGCCGUAUUAUGGGGCUUCUGUGACUCGGUGUGGCUUGUGCAGUUGAAUGCGUACUACGGCAUCCUAUUUCCUGGCAGAGAAGAGGCAUCCUUCGCCAGUUUCAGGCUCUGGGAGUCGGUCGGUCACAUCAUAGGGUACAUCAUUUCCCCCUACAUGAGGACCAGCCAGAAGACCUACUUAUUACUGGCGAUGAUGCUAGUGGGAGCCACUAUGUACUUCAGCGUAGAGUACAAGGAGAGAAGACGAAAGAAGUUAGAAGUUCAAAGCAAAGAAGAUAAGGGACUGGAUAAUGCUGUGUUUAAGAUCGCAGAGUGAUUUAAUGUUUAUUUUGACUUAGUUCUUGUAAUUUAUGGCAGGCUCUGUCAGGUCAUAAUUAAUUGGCAUUGACAUAAUAAUAUGUCAAUCAAUGCCACCCCUCCCGUGCCCCUCCCAUACCUCAGGCACUAACUAUAAUAACUAAGCUAUGUUAUAUUAAUUAUUCUCUUUAUUAACUUUGAUUCUUAAUUUUAGGGUAGGAUCCCUUUGUUAUUUGCAUAGAAUAAAGUUCGUAUUGCAGACCUAACUCAUUACAAAGCCUUACUUAAAUGAUGUCAUAUUUUGUAAAUAUCUAUGUACGUUUUAGUAGAAAAAGCUUUGACAGCUCUAUGAAAUUAUUCAUAUAAAUAUUUUUAUGUCAAAAUAUGUAAUUAUAAUUAAUAUUAAAUAAUUAAUAAAAGUAAAUGAACUAAUUGCCAGUAAUGGACAUAAGUAUUAACGGGCUUUCAAGUUAUUUUUUUUGUUUUAGGGCCUUGUGCUAAGGCAAAUAAAUAUAAAAAGGGAAGUCCCCAGUGCAAGAAAUGUUGAUGGAAAAACCUAAGCGGUUAUUAAUACACACAUAUUUUAAGUUAAAAUUAAAUUGUUAAAGGAACUUAAGCCUAAUUAAAUAAUGUUGGAAUGCUACGAAGACGAUCACAACUAUUUAAAUAGAAAUAAAGAUUUAUUUUCAUUA